This is a messenger RNA of Chelmon rostratus (copperband butterflyfish), 948 nucleotides long. Its product is annotated as olfactory receptor 52D1-like. Gene Ontology annotation, molecular function: olfactory receptor activity. The transcript has a single exon. Gene Ontology annotation, biological process: G protein-coupled receptor signaling pathway. The record is from RefSeq and is a predicted model, not a curated record. Gene Ontology annotation, cellular component: membrane. The coding region runs from base 4 to 948 and encodes 314 amino acids. NCBI's taxonomy places the organism in Eukaryota, Metazoa, Chordata, Actinopteri, Chaetodontiformes, Chaetodontidae.
CAGAUGGAAAACUAUACGAACAAUAGUCUCACUCUUCAACUCGAGGGGUUAAGGAUCACCAAGACUAACAAGUACCCCAUCUUUUUAUCCCUGCUCCUGGUCUACGUGUUCAUCUUCAUUGCCAACGUGGGCAUUGUGCUCUUGAUAUGGAGCGACAGGAGCCUCUACCAGCCGAUGUAUCUCCUCUUCUGUAGUCUGUCGAUUAACGAUGUUGUAGGAAACUCUCUACUGGUUCCAAGGGUGCUCGCAGACAUCCUGGUACCUCCCUCUGAGCGCCUCAUUCACUACUAUGAGUGCGUGAUUCAAGCUUUCACUGUGCACAUGUAUGGCACCAACGCACACACGGUGCUCAUGACUAUGGCCUUUGACAGAUAUGUGGCCAUCUGCAAUCCUCUGCGCUACUCAACCAUAAUGAAUGACAAGAUGGUGAUCAAGCUGACAGCGUCUGCCUGGGGAGCGGCCUUUGUUCUGGUUGGAAUUCUGCUCGGUCUGACCGUGCGGCUGAACCGAUGCAGGUCUGUGAUCAUGAAUCCUUACUGUGAUAACCCCUCACUGUUUAAACUCUCCUGUGAGAGUGUGUUCAUCAAUAAUGUCUAUGGCCUCACUUUCACUGUGGUCCUGCUCUCAUCCUCUAUCGGCAGUAUAAUCCUCACAUAUUCUAAAAUCACAGCUGCCUGUCUGACAAGCAAGAGCAACUCUUUGAACCGUAAAGCCUUGAAGACCUGCAGCACUCACCUGUGCUUGUAUCUGAUUAUGUUAAUCAGUGGGUUUGUCCCGAUUGCCCUCCAUCGCUUCCCCCAGUAUGCAGAGUACAGGAAGAUUUCAGCUAUUCUCUUUAAAGUUGUUCCUGGCAGCCUCAACCCUGUUAUCUACGGGCUGCAGUCCCAAGAAAUAAAUAGGUGUUUGUCAAAUAUAUUCCAUCUUAGAAAAGUUAAGCCGAGAAUUUGA